AGAGAAAACAAGAGUUGUUACCUAUGUUGUCGUAUUUCAUAACCAAACCUUCAAUUUUAUUUAGAAAUGUCAAAUAGUGUAGCAACCCAGUUUGAUUGGGCAGUCCAACUGUACGGCUUUGACCUGACGAACUCGAAUAUAUUUUACUUCCUAGCGGUCGAAGAUCACUAUCCACCAGAUUCAAGUCCUUGGACAAUGUCACCUUUCUUUAACAUUACUGAUGGAUACGCUGUCAAUAAUUCGGGCACUACGAACUCCAUCACUCCUUCGAACCCCCUGAGUACCACUACACCACCAUCUUCAACUAUUAGUUCCGAUCCCAUAGAAGAUGAGAAGAAAUCAAACACUGGAGAAGACUCAGGUGGACUCAGCGUCGGAGCGAAGGUUGAUAUUGGAAUUCCGGUCACCAUAAUUGGUCUAGCAGCAUUAUUCUGCACUGUCUACUACCUAAGACAGAAGAAGAGAAAUCAACGGCAAACAGAUGAUGCAGGCGAGGCAGGUUCGGAGCCGGCUGUCCAAGAAGUGCUAGCGACUACUCAUAGUAUAGGACCAUUCGAACUAGCUUUGCGAGAAUGAUUGGCGGACUCUUUUGUGCCAUAUAAUAAAUUCUGGGUUUAAAUGUUUAUAUCGUCUACCACGAUACGUAGGUACUUCGGCGUAUCCAACACCAUUAACAAUGCUGUAACCACUCUUUGAAGAUCUGCAGUUUCUUAUUACGCAA
This is a messenger RNA of Annulohypoxylon truncatum, 721 nucleotides long. RefSeq lists its product as uncharacterized. NCBI's taxonomy places the organism in Eukaryota, Fungi, Ascomycota, Sordariomycetes, Xylariales, Hypoxylaceae. The transcript has a single exon. The record is from RefSeq and is a predicted model, not a curated record. The coding region runs from base 67 to 576 and encodes 169 amino acids.